Macrosteles quadrilineatus (aster leafhopper) is the source of this 702-nucleotide messenger RNA. Its product is annotated as rh5-interacting protein-like. The coding region runs from base 19 to 702 and encodes 227 amino acids. The record is from RefSeq and is a predicted model, not a curated record. The transcript is spliced from 5 exons. Lineage: Eukaryota; Metazoa; Arthropoda; Insecta; Hemiptera; Cicadellidae.
GAGCUAUAGGGGAACACGAUGGAUUUGAGAAUUGUGUGGUUGUGUCUCUUGAUCUCAUUUGUAGAUAAGUCAAGGACUCAGCCUGCUCCUAUAAACAACACCACUACAGGGGAAGAGUGUCUCACGAACGAUGAGUGUAUUUCAGGGAAGAUAUGCAGAGCUAAGAAAUGCACAGAUCCUUGUGACAGCGUGUGUGGGCUUAACACAAUUUGUGUGGUGAAAGAUGGACUUCCGUUGUGUUCCUGUAAAACUGGCUACAAAGGAGACCCGUUUACGGAAUGCAAACCACAAAAUGCAGAAUGCACAGAUGACUCCAUGUGUACAACAAACAAGGCCUGUAUUAGUCACAAGUGUGUAGAUCCUUGUUUGGACAAUAAUUGUGGCCUCAAUACUGUGUGUAGAGUGGUCAACCAUCAACCAAUGUGUGCCUGCCUCAAAGGAUUCUUCUACACUCUAGAAAAAGGCUGCCUUCCUGAGUGGAUUCCGGAAUGCCAGACUCACUCUCAUUGUCCGGAGGACCGCUCAUGUCGUCUGCAGAAGUGUGUAGAUCCUUGUGAAGACGGCGUGUGUGGCAAUAACACAGAAUGUCACGUCAAGAACCACUAUCCUGUGUGUUCAUGUAAAGUUGGUUACAUAGGAGAUGCCUACAAUGAAUGUGUGCCUUACGAUGUGCCGGAUAAUCUAGAUCUACCUCAAGUAUAA